AUGCGCUUCUUCUCUGUUCUUCCAGCGCUGAACCUCAUUUCUUCGGCGCUGGCCAUCUCAAUCACCGAGCCGACGUCGAGCACCACGUGGGAUUUCUCGACGCCGCAGACCAUCAAGUUCACCAGCAGCCCGAAUGACCCUUCCUAUGUCAGCAUCAUUCUGCUCAACAAGUCCACCAACUAUCAGAUCAAGAUCGCAGAUAAUGUAAAGACUGCGUCAGGCGAAUACACCACGCAACCGAAUCCCAGCGUUCCCAACGGGUCUGGGUAUGAGAUCCAAAUCAUCGACUCCUCCGGCACGCUCGCUACUUCCCAGGGCUUCACUGUCGAAAAGGGUGCGUCCAGCAGCUCCUCUUCCUCUUCCUCCCUUGCAUCUUCCACCAGUACGGGGACCUCUGCCUCAUCGACCUCUGAGGCGUCGACGUCGGUGACAUCUACCUCUGGGUCUUCCGCUGCCCUGAGCUCCACAAGUAAGAUCAUUUAUUUGCUUCGUAGGCCUGUAGGUUGGAACAAUUCACUCACAGCCGCAUUUCUAGGCGCUGCUUCUAGCACUACCACUACCGCUUCAUCUUCGUCGACCGCAAGCACUUCUGCUGGCACCACUCUCACUACUACCACAGGCACCUUUUCUUCGACUGGACGUGCCGGUUCUUCGUCAACGAGCGUUCCUGCAGCUGACGCGGCUGCUUCGAUCGGCGUGAGCAAGGGAGCUGCAGCUUUUGCAGGAAUGAUUGGUCUCGCUCUGCUUUUCGUUUAG
This is a messenger RNA of Rasamsonia emersonii CBS 393.64, 756 nucleotides long. RefSeq lists its product as uncharacterized. The transcript is spliced from 2 exons. The coding region runs from base 1 to 756 and encodes 251 amino acids. NCBI's taxonomy places the organism in Eukaryota, Fungi, Ascomycota, Eurotiomycetes, Eurotiales, Trichocomaceae. The record is from RefSeq and is a predicted model, not a curated record.